This is a messenger RNA of Loa loa (African eye worm), 1134 nucleotides long. RefSeq lists its product as hypothetical. Gene Ontology annotation, biological process: regulation of gene expression. The coding region runs from base 100 to 906 and encodes 268 amino acids. The transcript is spliced from 8 exons. Gene Ontology annotation, cellular component: nucleus. The record is from RefSeq and is a predicted model, not a curated record. NCBI's taxonomy places the organism in Eukaryota, Metazoa, Nematoda, Chromadorea, Rhabditida, Onchocercidae.
UGUUUGUCCUUUACUAUAACGAAAGACUUAAUGCAUCACUGCAACUAAGCAUAAUUCAUAGUUUGUCGUUAUAUCUUACAUUCUUUCAGCAAUUGUUAAAUGUCUGCAGCGCUGCGCAAAUCAUCAUUGAAAAAUAAACGUCAAAAAAAGAGGAUUGUUUAUAUCGAUGAAAAUGCUCCGAAACGGCCUCGUACCGCAUAUGUUCACUUCGUUAAUGCACGAAGAAAGGAAUUAGUGGACUCUGGUAGCCAUGAGGUAUUACGCCAGCGUAGUUUCCUUGCAGACAUUGGGAAGCAAUGGAAAAUUUUGCCGGAUGACCAAAAGAAGUUUUAUUUCGACAAAUCAGCAAAGGAACAUGCAGACUAUGAGAAAGCUAUGGAAGAAUACAAAAAAACAGAAGCUUAUAAUCAGUUCCAAGUUAGAAAGGAAGGAUUGAUGAAGCAAAGAAUGCUGGAAUUGAAAAGGCGCAAAAACGACGUGAAGUCCGAUGAUGAUGAAGAAGACAAAAAUGAAGCAAUUGUUGCGGGUGACAUCCCAAUAUUCAGCAAGGAAUUUCUUGCCUACAAUAAAAGUCAGGAAAGUAAAUGCAAAAAGUUGCGAAAAAUGGUGAGUGCUCUCCAGGAAGAAAAAGAUCUCCUUAAAGCUGACAUUGCAAAGUUGUCAGAGAGAAUGAAAUUAAUAAAUGGACAGCAACCCGGAGCAGUUCACUGGUCAACGAAAAUAAAACAACGAUGGACAAAGUUAUUGAUCGACGCUCUUGCAUAUGUAUCUGUUGAUGGAGAAUAUCCAACCGCACAGAACAUCGAUACAUAUAUGAAGAAAUUAAAGCAAUUGGUUGCUGAGAACCCAAGCAGCAAGGACUUAAUAGCGGUGCGAAUGGCUUUGUCGGAAGUGAAUUUCACGUGAAUUUCUGUUUCUUAAUGUCAGUUAUAUGUUUUGUUAUUAGUGUAUAUAAAGUGUAUAUUUCGGUGGAAUGAAGUCGAUUUUUCGACUCAUUUCCUAAUUUCUGAAAUAUGAUUGGACGCGAUAGCGGGACUUCUUCCUUAAUUAUGUUUUACUAAUUGAUCUGUGAUAUGCGUGAUAUAUGCGGCGUUUUUCCUCUCACAUUAUGUGCAUUGCUUUUUUAUAUAAAGA